This is a messenger RNA of Camelina sativa (false flax), 1586 nucleotides long. Lineage: Eukaryota; Viridiplantae; Streptophyta; Magnoliopsida; Brassicales; Brassicaceae. The record is from RefSeq and is a predicted model, not a curated record.
CAAUUGCAAGUGUGGCGUGGUAUCACUCGUUGGGCCUGUAUAAAUAUCAGCUAUACCUCAACCUUCCACCAUCGCCACUAAACCAAAAUCGUGGUCCUUCCUUCACUGUCUCUUCUUCUGACCUGCACACGCACAGAUUUUUUCUGAUUUCGUCACUCAUGGAACCUAAUAUUUACCAACUUGCCCUCGCGGCUCUCUUUGGAGCUUCCUUUGUUGCUGUUUCUGGGUUUUUCAUGCAUUUCAAGGCACUGAAUCUAGUCCUUGAGCGUGGUAAGGAGCGUAAAGAGAACCCUGAUGGAGACGAUCCUCAAAAUCAGAGGCGGCGGAGUCAGGUCCGAAGGAAAGGGAAUGACCAAUACGGUCGCAGUCCGGCUUCUCUUCCAGAUGCUACUCCCUUUACCGAUGGUGGCGGCGGCGGCGGCGGUGGUAGUGCUGGUGCUGGUGAUGCUGGGCGGAGCAACGGCCAUGUUUAUGUUGACGAGAUCCCUCCUGGUCUCCCGAGGCUUCAUACCCCAUCUGAAGGGAGAGCUUCUGUACAUGGAGCUAGUAGUAUCAGGAAGACUGGGNCCGGUGGUUAUGUUAUUCAUCUCUCCUCCGGUGUUGCCGGCUUCGUCGCUGCUUAUUGGGUAGGACCUAGGCCUAAGGCUGACAGAGAGAGAUUCCCGCCGAACAAUGUUCUUCUAAUGCUCGCUGGAGCUGGCCUUCUAUGGAUGGGAUGGUCAGGUUUUAACGGUGGUGCUCCUUACGCUGCAAACUUAACCUCCUCAAUCGCGGUGCUCAACACCAAUCUUUCUGCCGCGACAAGCCUCCUUGUAUGGACCACACUUGAUGUCAUCUUCUUUGGCAAACCUUCCGUCAUCGGAGCCAUUCAAGGCAUGGUUACUGGCCUAGCCGGCGUCACUCCUGGAGCAGGGUUGAUCCAAACAUGGGCAGCAAUAAUAGUUGGAAUAGUCUCAGGAACAGCUCCAUGGGCCUCUAUGAUGAUCCUUCACAAGAAAUCCGCUCUCCUACAAAAGGUUGAUGAUACAUUAGCGGUGUUCUACACACACGCUGUGGCCGGUUUACUAGGUGGAAUAAUGACAGGCUUGUUUGCACAUCCUGAUCUCUGCGAAUUGAUACUUCCUGAGCCAACCAGAGGAGCUUUCUACCGCGGCAAUGGCGGAAAACAGCUUUUGAAACAAUUAGCAGGAGCUGCCUUCAUCGCUGUCUGGAACUUAGUGUCGACGACAAUCAUACUACUCGCUAUCAGAAUGUUCAUACCAUUGAGAAUGGCUGAGGAAGAGCUUGGUAUUGGAGACGACGCUGCUCAUGGGGAAGAAGCUUAUGCUCUUUGGGGAGAUGGAGAGAAGUUUGAUGCUACAAGACAUGUCCAACAGUUUGAGAGAGACCAAGAGGCUGCUCAUCCUUCUUAUGUUCAUGGCGCUAGAGGUGUCACCAUUGUUCUAUGAUUUUUCUUCUCCUUUUUUGUUAUUAUUUUCCUUAUGACUUAGAGAUGUGCAUGAGUGAUGUUUUUGUAUAGGUGGUGAAACUUCAUUUGUCAAUUUUUUUUGGGAGGUGUUAUUAACAAAUAACAACCAUUUGUGAUU